UCUGCGAUUAUGUACCUCCGAAAGGUUCGAUUUGAACGGUUUCUAACGCAGCAGCAGCAGGAACCCAAACAGCAGAAGCAUCCAAAACCAAGACAGGCAGCAAGUGUAGUAGUGACGGCAGCAGUAGCUCGGUGCUAGUGCAAUGGUGCUCAGCACGGAGUGGUCUCAGGUGGAGAUUAUAGAUCUUAUCAACGAUGGUAACGGGCUCGGGUUCAUGCUGGUCGGUGGCCGCAGUACGGGUGUGGUGAUAAAGGCGCUCAUACCCGGCUCCGUCGCAGAACGGGACGGUCGGCUACAGAGCGGCGACCACGUGCUACAAAUCGGUGACGUCAAUCUGCGCGGGUUUAGCUCGGAACAGGUCGCCACCGUGCUGCGGCAGUCUGGCCAGCAGGUGCGCCUGAUAGUGGCACGCCCUGUCGAACCAACCUCGCCCGACUAUCAGGCGCUCGCCAGCCAUGCACCGAUCAUCCCGACGAAGAUGCUCACCGAUCCGGACGAGCUGGACCGCACGCUGCUCCAAACGGCCGGCUAUACGUCCGGUGCCUUCCUGCAGCCGGGUGGAGCGGGGCUUGGCAAUUUGGCACCGGCGGCGCUUGGACUGUUGGCAGCGACCACAACAACCACAGCCAGCACCGGCGAUCCCGCAGGCGGUGGUGUACUCUGUCCGACGCACAUCGAAGUCGUCGCCGUUAACAACAGUCUGAACAGCAACGGGACGGUCGGCUCGCUCGAAUCGACCAACGGUGGCACGAUGGCCCUCAUUUCACCCACCUCCAUCGCACUGCCCGCUUUGCCUCCACACCAGCUGCACUGUCAUGCGAUAUCAGCCGUCACCUCGCUGCUGGCAGAUAAUGGAGACGCAAUGGUGUCCGGCGAGCUGCUCGGGACGCCUCAAUCACCGCAGUACAGUGAGCUAGACGGAGCUCCUCCCGACACGCCCGAGACGGAAACGUACGAGGUAGAGCUGCGCAAGAACGUUUACGGCCUGGGCAUCACCGUGGCGGGCUAUGUCUGCGAAGAGGAAGACCUGUCCGGCAUCUUUGUCAAGAGUAUCAUCGAGGGUAGUGCGGCGGAGAUGAGUGGCAAGAUAGCGAUAAACGAUCGGAUAGUCGCCGUUGACAACCGAUCGUUGGCGGGCGUCACCAACCAUCAAGCGGUCGAGAUACUGCGCAACACCGACAUUGCGGUGCGAUUAACGCUGGAGCGGUUUCUACGUGGCCGAAAGUACGAGCACCUGCAGGUUGCCCUCAUUGAUCCGAUGGUACCGACGGCUUCGGUACAAAGCAGUACUACGGCAAACGUUGCAUCCUCCUGUCACGCCAGUCACGCCGCCGGUCCUGGUGAACGGGGACGAAGUAACGGAACAAUAUACACAACGUCCCAUCCCAGCAGAGUCGGUAGUGGUGGUGAUCUAGUGGGGAUGGUACUAUCGCACUCGCAGACACUCUCGCACUGUGCUUCACAGUGCCAAUCACAGCGCUGCUCGAUCGUACAGUCACCAUCGGCGACGACACUGUCCAUCUGCCCUGCCCGCUCGGACGCCGACUCCAUACUGACCGAGUGCGGUGGGUACGAGUGUGGCGGUAUCGAGCCAGAGCUCGAAUCGGGCACCACGUUCGACUCGAGUGUGUUCGCACUAGAGAACGGUACCGAGGCACCAUCCGGCGACGAGCUGCUGCUCGACGGAGACGAUGAACCGCACGAAACGGACGAACACCGAGCGCUGUACGCGAACGGGUCGGUGUUGGCGAUGGCACUGUCCGCCACCACACCACCACUGACAACCGCCGACAGUGACAGCUGUGAUACACGAACGGCGCGCGGCCGCAACGCAGGAGACGAACCGGAUCCGGUGGUGCAGCGAUGGUCACGGGAAGUGCCCCACAGCCAGAUAGUAGUCGCCGACAUCCGUAAGCUUGCCGGUCUCGGGAUAAGUCUCGAGGGUACGGUCGAGGUGGAGGGUGGUGUGGAGGUACGUCCCCAUCACUACAUCCGCUCGAUCCUCGAGGAUGGGCCAGUCGGGCGGGACGGGCAGCUAAAGCCGGGCGAUGAACUCCUGCAGGUGAACGAGCACAGGCUCCAGGGCCUAAAGCACAUCGAGGUGGUGAAGAUACUGAAGGAGCUGCCGGCACAAGUGCGCGUAAUCUGUGCACGCGGCAGUUCACCCCCCACUGUGAUCAACACAUCCCGCAAUGCGGAAGCAUUCGAGGCGCGCAGCAUACUGGCGGGCGGGCUGCAGAGCCUCCAGAGUCUGCAAGGCAUCCUGACGAAGGCGCAGUCGGAAAGCUCGCUCUACACGUCCAGCACGGCCACCCUCACCGACCAGCAGCGUUCCAAGUCGGUGGAGCAGGUGUCGGGGCUGGCACUGUGGACGAACGAGGUGCUCUACUGUGACAUCGAGAAGACGGAGCGUGGCUUCGGGUUUUCCAUACUCGACUACCAGGAUCCGCUCGACACGGACGGUACGGUGAUUGUGGUGCGCGGGCUCAUACCGGGCGGUUCUGCCGAAACGACCAAUUUCAUCUUUCCCGGCGAUCGGCUCGUCUCCGUCAAUGGGCACAGCCUGCAGAACGCUACCCUGGACCAGGCGGUUAGCAUACUGAAGGGUAUACCGCUCGGACCUGCCCGGAUCGGGCUAUGCCGGCCGUUAUCGACGUCGGACAACAACCUGUCCUCGACACCGGAAACACCUACCACCUAGCCAGUCCGGUCGCGAGACGCACGCAGCCGCAGAUAUCCAACGUCCUCUCCAACAUUCUUC
This is a messenger RNA of Anopheles maculipalpis, 2761 nucleotides long. RefSeq names its product patj homolog. Gene Ontology annotation, molecular function: protein binding. The record is from RefSeq and is a predicted model, not a curated record. The transcript has a single exon. Lineage: Eukaryota; Metazoa; Arthropoda; Insecta; Diptera; Culicidae. Bases 143 to 2701 code for a protein of 852 amino acids.